Epinephelus fuscoguttatus (brown-marbled grouper) is the source of this 2267-nucleotide messenger RNA. It is a transcript of the gene lrr1, whose product is annotated as leucine rich repeat protein 1. The transcript is spliced from 5 exons. Lineage: Eukaryota; Metazoa; Chordata; Actinopteri; Perciformes; Serranidae. The record is from RefSeq and is a predicted model, not a curated record. Gene Ontology annotation, molecular function: protein binding. Bases 378 to 1643 code for a protein of 421 amino acids.
CACUUCCCACGCGCGCUCGAUCCAGCUAACGGCUGCUAACCAACCAACUGACAUCCGACAACUAUCCAGGACAUUUUUACACUUUGUCUCCAUACUGUCACCGCAGCAGCCCAGUAAAGACAGAGCACCCCCGCCGUCUGAAGUGUCUCAUCCGGCCGUUAGGACGCAGCUGCGGCUCGGUACGGAGGGCUGGUCCGGUUGUUGACAUCCAUGAGGACGGAUGUGUUGUGUCAGUAGCUCCACUAACGUUACAGCACUAGCUACUUCUUCUUAGCGGAAGUUUUUUUCCACUGGUAUGCAUUUAAACCCUUAGUUCGCUCUGACGCGGCGUUAAGCCGGACUUUAGGUGGGGUUUAUUUUUGUAAUAUUCGGUUACAAUGAAGCUGCAGUGUGAUGUCGAGGUGGUGAAUCGGUUGCUGCCCACGUUUGGGAUGAAAAGUCGAGGCAAAGGGACGAGAGCUGUGUUGUCCAUUGGGAAGCAUUUGGACAAGACGAGUCAACGGUGUAACAUCUACAUGAUGAUCUGCACAGCUAAAGACAGAGCAGGCUCAAAGUACAAGCUGAAAGACAACAUAGAGAAGUUCUUCACUUGGUUUGUGGAGGAGGGCAAGGCCACAGUGAGAUUAAAGGAACCCGCUGUUGACAUUUGCUUGAGCAAGGCCGAUGCAAACAGCUUGAAGAACUUCCUCUCAGCUGCUCGUUUGGCAGACAGAGGAAGUGACGCGAGCAGCCUUCCUCUCUCCACGCUGACUCCUGUUCGCGCCAAAGACGUAGAGCAACCCAAGAAGAAGCUCACCAUCGUCUCCAAGAAGGACUACCCCCUCACCUCCAACUUCCCUUACUCUCUGGAGCAACUGCAGGUCUCCUACUGCAAACUGUCACGGGUGGACAUGCGGAUGCUGUCCCUUAAAGCUCUCCGCAAGCUAGACCUCAGUAACAAUCACAUCAAGAAACUCCCUGCCACCAUUGGUGACCUCAGCUGCCUCUCUGAGCUCAUCCUCCACAAUAACCACCUAGAAGCCUUCAGCCAGGCCCUGUGCCUGUCCACCCUGCAGCGUACGCUCCAGCUGCUGGACCUCAGCCAGAACCGACUGCAGUCCCUCCCCGCUCAGUUCUGCCAGCUCAGAGAACUAGUGAACCUCAAACUGGACGACAAUGAGCUCGUCUGUUUGCCCUUCCACAUUGGCCGGCUCUCAAAGUUGAGGUUCCUGUCAGCGGCGCAUAACCAGCUAGCGGUGUUGCCCAGUGACUUCCGUAAGCUGAGUCUGGAGAACCUGGACCUGUUUGGGAAUCCGUUUAUCCAACCUAACCCUUUUGACCACACAAUGAAACUUACAUUCCCCCUUCCGCUUCAAGAGAUGGCUUCCAGAGCUGUGGCCAACCUCAGGUUACCAUACGGACCUCACCUCCUCCCUGCCCACUUGUGUCGCGACCUCGAAGUAGCCAAGACCUGCGACUGCGGGCGUGUCUGCAUCAAUUUCUACAUCAAGACAGCAGUCAGCAUGAACCUGCACCAAGUCUCUCACACAGUAGUCCUGGUGGACGACAUGGGGGGCACGGAUGCUCCAGUGCAGCGGCACUUCUGCUCCCUCUCCUGCUACUCUGAAUUUUUAGACAACUCCCUCCAGAGAGGGAUCAGAUGAGGAAGAACAAACUUUGUUUUUGUUUCACAGGAAACACACUAACAGCUGGAAACCGCUGUGGGUUUUGCAAUGGGUCACAAGUUAUGACAUAGUGCUGGAUAGUAGAGUUUUCUGGUAACGGAGAAUCUUGACUGACUGAUUAAGCUUUUUACAAGUGCUUCAAGCUGCCUGUUUUAAACUUCCAUUCAACUUACAAUGCACUUCACACUGACCUGCUCCAUCUGUAACUGAGUGGCACUGACGUUAUGUAACGAUAGCGGGCAGCAACACUGACAAAGUGAAAGUCUGACAUCGCUGCUGGUGCCAUACAUCAUGUUCUUCCUGCCUCUUAGGGCCCUUUCACACCUACCAAAUCAAAUGUCUGCAAUGUAACAAAAAUGCAAACCUCCUUUCCGACUCUCAGGUGUGAAAAGGCCCACGGAGCAAAGCACAGUCUCUCCUACUGACCCACUUCGACUAGGCAGGGGAAUAAUGAAAUUAGAUGAAUUAGAGUUUUUUCCUGAACACAGUGCCUCAGGGUCCGUGAGCGUCAGCUGAAGGGAGUUGGUUUUUACUGUGCUAAUGACCCACAUUUUUUAUAUAUACGUGUAAAAAAUUCAAUAAAAUGAACGUAUUCAUCAUGUU